Molecule: messenger RNA, 402 nt
Organism: Heterobasidion irregulare TC 32-1
Lineage: Eukaryota; Fungi; Basidiomycota; Agaricomycetes; Russulales; Bondarzewiaceae
Exons: 1
Source: RefSeq, a predicted model, not a curated record
GACCACGAGGGCAAUGCCCUCAAAAUCAACACUCAGACAUCAAGCAAGACCGACUUCGAGGACGAUCUCCCCGAAGACGGAUCAAUACCCGACACUGUCCCAGUGUCGAAACAAGAGCUUCCGCCAUCGCAGCCGACGUCCCCCGCACACGAUAACGGAGGAUCAAGGCAGGCACCUUACAUGUCCACUCCUUGGAACUGCCACAUCUGCUCAGAAGGCUUCCAUCGGGAGAAAGAGCGCAAGAACCACUGCCUGACAGACAAGCAUGCCAGGCGAGAGGCCGAGAUUGGAGACAUCCAAGGAGACAUCAAGGGCCCAAGGCCUUUCAAGUGCGAGGAGCAUGGUUGCCAAAAGGCGUUCGGCCGAAAAGACGCGCUGAUGAGGCAUAGACGGGAGGUGCAC